AAUGGCGGACAUCGAAUUUGCAGCGGGGAGGUGAAUAUAUCACUGACAUAUUACUGAGUCAUAAUUUCGGUGUUACGAACUACUAUGUUUUUUAUGUGGAUCUCUUUAUAACGUAGCGCUUUAAAUCAUACAAUAAUUAUUUAUCCGUAAUAGACACAUCGUAAUCUUAUUUUUUUACAAUGGCUGCAACACGGAGACUUCAAAAGGAACUAAACGAUAUCAGACAAUCAGGACUGAAAUCUUUUAGAGAUAUCCAAGUUGAUGAGUCGAAUAUUCUAACAUGGCAAGGGUUAAUUGUUCCUGACAAUCCCCCGUACAACAAAGGUGCCUUUCGUAUUGAAAUAAACUUUCCAGCUGAAUAUCCAUUUAAACCCCCUAAAAUAAGUUUCAAAACAAGAAUUUAUCAUCCUAAUAUAGAUGAAAAAGGCCAAGUUUGCCUUCCCAUCAUUAGUGCAGAAAAUUGGAAACCAGCUACAAAGACUGAUCAAGUGAUUCAAGCUCUAGUAGCUCUUGUAAAUGAUCCCGAACCUGAACAUCCAUUGCGGGCUGAACUAGCCGAAGAAUUCCUUAAAGAUAGGAAAAAGUUUUCAAAAAAUGCUGAAGAAUUUACUAAGAAACAUAGUGAAAAGCGGCCUACUGAUUAGCAAUAAUAUGUAUUAUGAAUUUACAGCACACUUUGCCAAUUCAUACUAGAUUACUUGUAUUCAUACUUGUGGAUUCCAACUUUUUGAAUUUCCCCUUUAAAUUAAAUAGUAGAUUUUUAAUGAUACAAUUAUUUAAAUAUGCUAAUCUUAUCAUUCAAGUAAGUACCACAUUAUCCUAUUACUUUUUUUUCUGUUCAUUUUGUGGUUUUAAACUGAGGGAUAAAUACAAGUUUUCUAGAAUGUCGUUCAAUUUUUAAAAAAAUGCUGCUGUAUAUUCAGAAUGACUGUAACCAGAUAAUUUUUUUCAGACUUCCACAAUGCUUGCAAAAUUUGAGCACUAAGUAUAUGAACAAAAAAAAUUUAGUAAUUAGUAUAAAAUAGUAUAUGCUACUUUUUUAUAAUUGGUCAAACUUUAACUAAUAAGUUUUGUUUUAAAUCAUAUGCAUAGUUAAGUCUCCGCUUUUUAAUAUUUAUUUACAUUCUAAAGUCAACAUUCUCCAUAUUAAAUACCAUUUUGUUUCUGUAGAACAACAAUUAUUAUUUUGAUUUCUUGGCACUGAAUUUUAAAUCAAUAUUUGCUUUUAUUUACAAAUUUUGAAAUUGUGAUAAAGUUUCAAAGGCUGUCUAGCUUUGAAGGGGGCCUAUUUUAAUGUGGUACAUUAAAAAAUUACUCCACACAGUGCCUUUCCACAAUUAAUUGUAAGGUUUUGGUACCUCUCAAUAUGUCCACAAUUUUAAUAGGCUCCUAAUGCAAUCUGUAAAUAAAUGCUGACUUUUGUUUCAAAUAAAAUAAAUACCUUAUGCUUCUCUAUUAAACUUUUUUUUAUUUUA
Molecule: messenger RNA, 1475 nt
Organism: Danaus plexippus (monarch butterfly)
Lineage: Eukaryota; Metazoa; Arthropoda; Insecta; Lepidoptera; Nymphalidae
Gene: Ubc10
Product: ubiquitin-conjugating enzyme E2 L3
Exons: 4
Coding region: 180-644 (154 amino acids)
Source: RefSeq, a predicted model, not a curated record